AUGGCACAUGACCAACGACUGUACGACCCGUUUUUGCGCCCGCCAAGUGUUUAUGAUCGACUGCAGAGAAAACCAGAGCGCCAAGCGCGCCAAGGUCCUCCAUUCGUAACUAUCGUGAUCUCCUCAAAUAGCUCCGUGGAGCAAGGAGUCCGCUCCACUGGGCGGGUUUCAGAUGCAGAUGCGACGCAAUUGCAGAUCUGA
Penicillium manginii is the source of this 201-nucleotide messenger RNA. RefSeq lists its product as uncharacterized. The coding region runs from base 1 to 201 and encodes 66 amino acids. The transcript is spliced from 2 exons. Lineage: Eukaryota; Fungi; Ascomycota; Eurotiomycetes; Eurotiales; Aspergillaceae. The record is from RefSeq and is a predicted model, not a curated record.